Molecule: messenger RNA, 1111 nt
Organism: Gossypium arboreum
Lineage: Eukaryota; Viridiplantae; Streptophyta; Magnoliopsida; Malvales; Malvaceae
Product: ethylene-responsive transcription factor 2-like
Exons: 1
Coding region: 98-895 (265 amino acids)
Biological process (GO): regulation of DNA-templated transcription; ethylene-activated signaling pathway
Molecular function (GO): DNA-binding transcription factor activity; DNA binding
Source: RefSeq, a predicted model, not a curated record
AGUCCCUUAUUAGUUUCUUUCUUUUCAUAUUUGGUGUUCUUUGCUUACAAAUUUGGUAUUGGAUCGACGCCAAGUCUCAAAUCGUAAAUUGCAUAGAAUGAACGAGAUUAGUCUGUGUGAGUAUAGCUUUUCUCAUCAAUAUCCUCGAACUCCAAGCUUUACUUGUCUUAACUCUUGCCUGACGGAACGAUGGGGCGAUUUGCCCUUGAAAGUCGAUGACUCUGAGGACAUGCUUAUCUACAACUCCCUUCACGAAGCUCUUAAUUUUGGUUGGUCUCCUUCCGAUUCAAUGCUGCCAACUGCCAUUAAAGACGAGGCUGAGGUGUUGACACCAGUAAUCAAAGUGAACCCCAUCGGGUCGACUCAACCCGUAGAUGCUGCAACAACUCAAAUGUUAUUCGGAACUGCUUUCAUGGGAAUAAGCAGUGAAAACGAAACCGCUUUUUUUAUGGGAAAACAAGAAAAGUGCUUUAGGAAUGGGAAUCAAAGAGUAGCUAAGGGGAGGCAUUACAGAGGAGUAAGGCAAAGGCCGUGGGGGAAAUUCGCGGCGGAGAUAAGAGACUCAGCUAAGAACGGGGCAAGAGUUUGGCUAGGCACGUACGAGACCGCCGAGGAAGCUGCUUUGGCUUAUGACCGAGCGGCUUUUAAAAUGCGUGGUUCCAGGGCUUUGCUUAAUUUCCCGCAUAGGAUCGGCAACAAUGAGCCGGCACCCGUCAGAAUCACGGCUAAGCGUCGGGAAAAUGAGCCUUCUUCGUAUAAUACACCUUCGCCUAAGAGAAGGAAAAGUUUGGUUACUAAACAAACCGAGUUAGAGAGAGACAUGGGGUUGACUGUGUUUCAAUUGGGAUAUCAAAUGGGCCUAAUGCCACUUGGAGAACAGUUAUUGGUGAAUUAAAAAUUUCUUAUCUUUUAUCUGUUUAUUUGUUGUACGUACUAAGAGGAUGAAAAGUAGUAAUAGACAGAACCAUUAACUUUUGAGUGCGCCUUUUUUUUUUUUUCCCGAGAGGAUAAAUAAAACCUAUGAACCGAAUGUUAUUGAUAAAAAAAAAAGUUAUUAAGUGUAAUCUCUUAUAAGAAAAAAAAAAAUCUGUGAAGCGUCACAUUCAUUUUA